Linum tenue is the source of this 357-nucleotide messenger RNA. Lineage: Eukaryota; Viridiplantae; Streptophyta; Magnoliopsida; Malpighiales; Linaceae. The record is from the annotation of a GenBank genome assembly.
AUGAAGAACCCUAUCGAUUGGAUCCGAGCCCCGACGACGGUGAGGGUGGAGAACAGGGUGGAAGGAGGUGCCGAAUUGAAGCUUCAUUGCAAAUCGAAAGACGAUGACCUCGGAGUCCGGGUGUUGGGGACACGUGACCAAUUCGUGUUUAGGUUCCGUCCAAAUUUAUGGGGAACCACUCUGUUCUAUUGCUCUAUGAGCUGGGGAGAAGGACAGAUUCAUUGGUUUGACAUUUACAUUUUUUACAGAGAUUACAGACGUUGUAGCAAUUGUCAAUGGGUCAUCCGGAAAAAUGGCCCGUGUUAUUAUGACGCAGGCACCCGUGAGUUCGAUAUUUGUUAUGAGUGGAACCGUUAG